AUGGAACUGAAGAUUUGGGCUUAGAGCUUAAUUUCAAGAGUUAGAGAGAGAGAGAGAGGGGUAAUUAAAGGGAUGUUUGUUGGGGGUGGAGGUUUUGGAGGGCCAAUGCGAAAAUCCUUCAAGGAGUCUCUGAAGGUUCUAGAAGCUGAUAUUCAACAUGCCAACACCCUGGCAUCCGAGUUCCCGAGGGAGUAUGAUGGGGCCCGCCUGCAAAUGCGAAUAUCGUAUAGCCCCACGGCGCACCUCUUCAUGUUUUUGGUGCAAUGGACCGAUUGUCAUCUAGCGGGCGCUCUUGGACUCCUCAGAAUACUAAUCUACAAGGUUUAUGUGGAUGGGACAACAACCAUGUCUACUCAUGAAAGAAAAGCAAGUAUUAGAGAAUUCUAUGCGGUUGUUUAUCCCUCCAUAAUUCAACUUCAGAGUGGGGUAACCGAUUCUGAGGACAAAAAACAAAGGGCGGUUUGCGUGGAGAGGUACAAGAGAAGAGACGACACAGACUGCGGGCAAUCGUCGGAUUUGGAUGGUAUGGAGAGUGAUGAAGAAUGUGGAAUAUGCAUGGAAGUGACUAGCAAAAUUGUGUUGCCGAAUUGCAGUCACGCCAUGUGUAUGAAAUGCUACCGCGAAUGGCGGUCAAGGUCAGAGUCGUGCCCGUUCUGCCGCGACAGCCUGAAGAGGGUGAGGUCAUCGGAUCUGUGGGUGUAUAUGAGCAGCCGCCGGGAUGUGGUUGACGUGGCGACGGUGAUGAGGGAGAACCUAAGAAGGCUGUUCAUGUACAUAGAAAAACUGCCUCUGGUUGCCGUCGUGCCGCCGCCUCAUGCCUCCGGCGGUUUCGACACCUACAACACUCAUCUAAGGUGAUUCAAAUCAAAUCCGAGUCUCAAUCAAUCUCCUUGAUGGAUGGAUGGAUGGGUUUUUUUCGGAGUCCAAAAUGGAUUGAUUAUAGCAAUGCUGCUUUAAUUUUCAUUA
Molecule: messenger RNA, 966 nt
Organism: Cuscuta campestris
Lineage: Eukaryota; Viridiplantae; Streptophyta; Magnoliopsida; Solanales; Convolvulaceae
Source: the annotation of a GenBank genome assembly